Messenger RNA from Dicrocoelium dendriticum, 1250 nucleotides. The record is from the annotation of a GenBank genome assembly. NCBI's taxonomy places the organism in Eukaryota, Metazoa, Platyhelminthes, Trematoda, Plagiorchiida, Dicrocoeliidae.
GGUCGAGUGUACCAGACCUGAAUAGUUGUGUUUCGCGAAUAUACCAUGCCUAUGCAACGUUUGUUCGUCCUCUUCACACAUGCGGUGAUGAGACAGGUUGCACUGUAAGCUCCAUCGAGGAUGAAUUAACCCACUUUUCAGCCACUGGGACUACUCCAGUUUGUAUUAGUAUCCUUUGUGCUGUGCUCACCUUUGCCUUAUUUUCACUCAAGUGUGCACGUUUAUUUCCAUCGUUCUGUCUAUUGGAUCGGUUUCAUCUUCCACUCGUACCAUUGUGCACUGCAGUAGCGAAGGAGCUGGGUACAAUGUACAAUGAAAAAUUGCCUAUGGACUUGAAGAAGUCGGCUUUAUUGGAAAAACGCUUAAAUGUUAGAAGUACCAAAGCCAACAGUUUGACGAGUAGAAAUGGUUUACCGCAAAAGAUGCGAACCAGCGACAAAACUGAUGAGAGCUUAAGUCUGGGGAUAGGAAAACAGAACGCACAGAAAACUGACAGCCCUUUGAUGUGCGAUGCUUGCGGAUAUUCUCGCAGUGGAUCAUAUCUUAUACCAAAAUCCAUGCACUAUGAAAACUUGGAAACCAGUGAAGGGAGCACGAUUAGUUCGGGAAAACUUGACGAUCAAUUUGAAAUGUCAUCCAUUUGGCCAGAUAAGAUGCAAAAGCGAUGGUACUAUAGAACCGCAACACAAUCCUCGUGGGAGACUACUAUGUGUGUGCCCUUACACGACACAAAAUUUCUCAGCGGCAACGGAAUAAUUUUGGAAAAGCAGGCUAGCCUAGGUGGUUUUACCUGCAAACUUCCGAAAUUGGAAAGUUACACAGAUCAAUCAUGUAUCAGUCGAGAGAUUCCAUCAUUCAAACAACGGACUGCUUGUGACAUUAUCGUUCGUAAUCUUCCAUCGGAAAUGUCUCAAACUGUCACAUCUGCCGUCGCAAAAGCACAGUCGCUUCCAAGGGCUUACACAAAUGCUUUCAGAUGGAUGUCGGACGACGAAUGCCUACAAAACAACGUGAUGAAAAUGAUCACAUUGGAAAAAGCAAAAUUGGAAGAAUGUUUACUCGUGAAGGGUUUUUUGGAAAGCAUCAAUUUUCUCAACUUUUUGGAUUUGAAGGCAGAAGAAAGACAAACCCAGCUUUCAUACCAGUUAAAAAUAGGAAAUCUCAUGGUUUCACUACUUUGUCCGACGGAAAUCCAUCGACAGAACUUCUUCUUUCAAACAACCCAUCUAAGACACUGCUUACUUGCUUAG